AUGGCUUCAGUUGGUGUAGCACCUACUUCUGGAUUAAGGGAAUCAAGCAGCCAUGCUGUGGGGGUUGAUAGGCUGCCUGAGGAGAUGAAUGAGAUGAAAAUCCGGGAUGACAAGGAAAUGGAAACAGCAGUUGUUGAUGGUAAUGGCACUGAGACAGGACACAUAAUAGUUACAACUAUUGGUGGUCGAAAUGGCCAGCGUAAGCAGACCAUUAGUUACAUGGCUGAACGUGUUGUUGGGCAUGGAUCAUUUGGAGUAGUAUUUCAGGCGAAAUGCUUAGAGUCGGGCGAAACAGUUGCCAUUAAGAAGGUUCUUCAAGACAAGAGAUACAAGAACCGAGAGUUACAAACCAUGCGUCUUCUUGACCACCCAAAUGUUGUGUCCUUGAAGCACUGCUUCUUCUCUACAACUGAAAAAGAUGAACUAUAUCUUAAUCUGGUACUUGAGUAUGUCCCCGAAACCGUAAAUCGUGUUAUCAAACACUAUAAUAAGUUGAACCAGAGGAUGCCACUCAUAUAUGUGAAGCUGUAUUCUUACCAGAUUUUCAGAGCAUUGUCUUAUAUCCAUCGUGGUAUUGGAGUGUGUCACAGGGAUAUCAAGCCUCAAAAUGUACUGGUGAAUCCACAUACGCACCAGCUUAAGUUAUGUGAUUUCGGAAGUGCCAAAGUUUUGUUGGACGCCUUGACCCACACCUUUUUCGAUGAGCUACGUGAUCCCAACACCCGCCUGCCAAACGGACGAUUCCUUCCUCCGUUGUUCAAUUUUAAGCCUCACGAGCUCAAGGGUGUACCAGCAGAGACCCUGGUUAAGUUGAUUCCCGAUCAUGCUCGGAAGCAGUGUCCCUCCCUCGGUUUAUGA
Molecule: messenger RNA, 858 nt
Organism: Fraxinus pennsylvanica
Lineage: Eukaryota; Viridiplantae; Streptophyta; Magnoliopsida; Lamiales; Oleaceae
Source: the annotation of a GenBank genome assembly